Messenger RNA from Biomphalaria glabrata, 13664 nucleotides. RefSeq names its product protein Mo25-like. NCBI's taxonomy places the organism in Eukaryota, Metazoa, Mollusca, Gastropoda, Planorbidae. The record is from RefSeq and is a predicted model, not a curated record. Gene Ontology annotation, biological process: intracellular signal transduction. The transcript has 8 exons. Gene Ontology annotation, molecular function: protein serine/threonine kinase activator activity. Bases 347 to 1363 code for a protein of 338 amino acids.
UUAUAGUUCACUUCCGUGUCUGCGCAGUCUAUGACGUCAUCAUAGAACUUGGAUGUGAGGCCCCGUGUCGAUAUUUCUGUGUUACCUUCAUUGGAAAAUGGACUUGUAGGGUUCCAUCGCUUACCAGAUUAGUGUUUCAAAAGUAACUUAAGUUGAGCUCCAAAAGGGACAAGCACAUUUUAAAGUUUGUUACCAUCACCAUUAUUGUGUUUAUAGCUAUAAUCGGUUUCUGAAAGAAAAACAUUUAUUGACUUCCAUUGAUGGAGAGUUGAGUUUGAUUGCACAGAGCCGGUAUAAUUAAUUCUCAGAAUUCAUUUGUAAAGUCCUUUGGAAAAUAGUUGUCAACAUGCCAUUGUUUGGUACCAAGACAAAAAGCCCACAGGAACUGGUCAAAUCACUGAAGGAAAAUUUGGCCCUGUUGCCGAAUUUGAAAGAAAAGGAAUAUAAAAAGGUUAGCGAGGAGGUCUCUAAGACACUUCAGUCCAUUAAAACAUUACUGUAUGGCACUGCUGACCAGGAACCUGCUACAGAGCAGGUGGCAAUGCUGUCCACAGAGAUGUACCAGAGUAACACAUUACCUUUACUUAUACAGAACUUGGCUCGUGUAGACUUUGAGGGUAGAAAGGAUGUUGUUGCUAUUUUCAAUAAUUUGUUACGUAGGCAAAUAGGUACCCGUACCCCAACAGAGGAGUACAUUUGUUUAAAUCACUCAGUUUUAAUUGAAUUAGUCAAAGGCUAUGAGAAUCAAGAAAUAGCCCUCAAUUGUGGAAUGAUGUUACGUGAGUGCUGUAGAUUUGAAAGUCUUGCUAAAAUAUUAUUGAAUGCUCCAGAGUUCUACAAAUUUUUUGAAUAUGUGGAGGUAUCCACUUUUGAUAUUGCUUCUGAUGCUUUCUCUACAUUCAAAGAGCUGUUGACAAAACACAAGAUGUUGUCGGCUGAAUUUUUGGAACACAAUUACGAUGAGGUGUUCAUGCACUACCAGUCACUCCUCAACUCUGAUAACUAUGUCACUCGUAGACAAGCUCUUAAGCUUCUUGGAGAACUGCUACUUGACCGUCACAAUUUUAGCACCAUGAAUCGCUACAUCAGCAAUCCAGAGAACUUGAAAUUGAUGAUGAACAUGCUUAGGGAGAAGUCCAGGAACAUUCAAUUUGAGGCCUUUCAUGUCUUCAAGAUUUUUGUUGCAAAUCCCAAUAAGCCAAGGCCUAUUCUGGACAUUUUACUUCGCAACAAGGAAAAGCUAGUUGAUUUCCUGACUCGAUUUCAUACCGAGAGAUCUGAGGAUGAGCAAUUCAAUGAUGAGAAGAGCUACCUCAUUAAACAGAUCAAAGAACUGAGGGCUCCGGAGGAGGGAGAGUCUUAGCCGUCUGCCAGAAAUGUGUAGGGUCAAGAAAAGCAGUGUUUCAAGUUGUUUAGAUUUUCUUUGAUUGAGGGAAAUAUUUUAUAUAGUACAUACAUAUAUAUAUGUUACUACUAAAUAUAUAUAUAUAUAAUAUAAAAUAUAUAUAUCUCAUUACAAUGUUAGUUCAAAGUUGGCAUCACUAAUUGCUUACUUAAUUAUUUUUUUUCUCCGUGUGUGUUGUCCUAUUUUGAUCUUUAUUUCCCAAACUAAAGUUGGCACGCUUUUUCCGCUGGGAAGUGUGAAUGCUCUGAGCUGAUGGUCUUAAGUUUCCUCUUUUCCUUUCAAAUUUUUGAAUGGAAACAUUUUUGUUGCUGGCACUUGUGUAAAGCUGAGGGGAAACAGUUGUCGGCUAAUAGACAAGCGUGUUGGGUCAAAUACGGACCUGAGUCUGUCCUAAUGAAAAAAAGAAAAAUUUGUUGCCAUUGGAGGCAAUAAAUGAGAUAUAAGGACAAUCCAGUAUCUGACAUCCUAAAUUAUUAUCUCUGUAUUCAUUCAAAUGCUAUUUGUAUUUAUUUUUUUAUCAUCAUUAUUUGUACAACUUCAUUAGCUUUUGGAUCCCAAGUGUUUAAAAGCAGAUUUCUAAACCAUAGAAUAAUUAAAGCAUAUCUUACAUGUUUUAGAAUAAAUAUGGAAACUUUCAUCAAAACAAAAUUAGCAACUAUACACUGUUUUCAAGUUAUAAAAAAUUAAUUAGAAUUCAUAUUUCCCAACAAUUUUAGUAAUUAUGCUUUUCUAAACAUUAUUUGUAAUAUAAGAGCUUUAAAAAUUUAUAAGUGAAAAUCAAUACUCAUUACAAGAUGAUUCUCAUAUUAACUUGAUGACAUUUGUGAUUUCUUAAGUUUUGGCUGCACACACAUAUGGCUUAGUUAGUUGUCCAAAGUCGCUAUCAUAGUUCUUUGAUUUGUUUUCCUGUUUCAAUCCAUUCAAAAACACAUUGUGCAUUUCCCACACCCAGUGAUGUGGUUGUUAUUUUGGUGUCUCUUAGCUGAAUAAAACAUAUGUUAGUGUCCUGAUGUUUAGCUAAGUUGUCCUAUUGAACUGAAUAAAACAGCAAAGUUUUGGUGUCCUGAUGCUUGUUUGUUCAUAUUUAACAGUCUGUGGUAUCUAUUGUAACUUUUUUUUUUUGUAUGUUUGUGCAACAGCCUUUGUUCUGUUUCAAUUGUAUGUUUGUGCCAAGGGCUUUGUUUACAGAGUCCAUUAUUUGAGGAAAUGGCUUUGUGUGUGUACUUGUGACCAGUAUUCAAACUUGGUUUCUUGUUUAUGUCUAAAAUGAGUUUUGUGUUUAUUUAUUAUAUUUGUGCAUUUCUAUUUAGGCUUGUAUGAAAUUAAAAAUCCAAACACAUCUCUUUUAUUUGACUAUUUAGUUGUUCUAUGUCCUCUUUUGUUUGAUUAGUUAUUGUUCUAUGUGUACAAGUUUUUUUCUUUGGAUCCUUUAAAGUAAAAAAAAAGUUUAUUAACUCUUUUUUUUUUUUAAUUAAAAAAAUGUGUUUCUUUUCAAAUGUUGAAACAUUGAUUUAUAAAAUUUCUCUUUUCGUUUUUUUGCAUUAGUGAUAGUAUUGAGUCUUUUCACAAGUGUUUGUGCUUUGUUGUUUCAGUGUAAAUCAUGUAAUGUUGGCCCAUGUAUAAUUAAGAUUACUUCAUGUUUAUGAGCUAUAUUUGGUUAUAAUACUCCCUGCCUCUGUUCUUUUUAACAGUUUUUGUUGUGUAAGUCGCAGUUCAUAAGAGAUUCAAAGUGUAAAUCACUCUGAGCUACUAAACAGUAGAUUCAGUGGUGAGUUGUCAUUGGACUUGUAGCACGAAGUCGUUUCCUUUUCUUAACCUAGUGAAUGCUACAUAUACAUUAACUGAAAGAUAAAACCUUUAAAAAUUAUUUUUUUUAUUUUGGGGACAUAACAUUUUUUAUUAAUUUUAAAAAUAUUUUUGUCAGCAAGUUGACCAGUAGUGUUAGUUUGACCCCUUACGCCUCUGCUCUAUGUCUGCACUGUUUUGUUAUCCUUGUAGCAGGGUUUUAUUUUUACAGGGAGUUUUCUUGUUACUUGUACUGUAUACAUCUAAAAGUUCAGCUUUUAAAUAACUGAACAUUUUUCAGAAGUCAAAAAUAUUUUUUGUUUGUUUGUUUUCAUUUUAAUUUAAAUGUUCUUAAAAUUUCAAUGUCUUUGAAAAGGUCAGACAUAUUAUUUUGUUAUUACAUAAAGGGACAAAGUUAAAACUAAAAGUUCUUAAUUUAUUGUUGUGAUGUCUUCUCAAGAUGUCAGCAUGAAACAGUUGAACAGUUGGCUACGAAUAACAUUUGAUUUGCUACUUGUUUCGAUGUUUCAGUCAAUGUCAUUGCGAUGUUCUUUCUCAAUUAAACCGUGAAUUUUCAUUAUAUGCAUUGUUUUUCCAUGUGAUAAGCUACACAAACCUUUUUUUUUUUUCUUUUUCUAAAUGAGUUAAAUGACUUAGUCCUAGUUGGUUAUAAUAAUUAUCUCAAUCUCAUUGGUUGUCAUUAACUUGAUUUAGGGGCUGACUUGAUCAAGUGUUGGAUGACUUGAUCAAGUGUUGGAUGACUUGAUCAAGUGAUGGGUGAAUUGAGCUUUUUUGUUGAUGCUACUGAUUCCAAUUAUUUGUAAUGCUAAAACCUUGUGUCAAACGUUUGUGUUGAAAUGAGUGAAUCUUUUGAAACAAAAUUAAGAACAUUAUUAAAAGAGGUAAAAAAAAAAAAGACCAGCUUUUAAUUAAUAAUGGUUUCAAGUGAUAAAACAUUCAGUGGAAUGAGAGCUGUCUUAACUAACAAUUGUUAUUCCAGUUAAAUAGGUUUAUAGACUUUUGGGGUGAUUUUUUUUCCCAUAUUAUGGAUAGGUUUUUAUAUUAACUUUGUAUACUUUAGGGGUGUAUCUGAUAUUUGUGAGCUAGUCUAAUCUUUCAAAUAGACCUGGACAGCAUUUGUAUCUGACAAAAAGGAAACAAUUUAAUUCUGUUAACGAAAUAAAUAAUUAAAGUUUGGUUUGUUGAGAAUGAUUUGAAGUCUUCAGAUUGUUAUUUGUUCCAAUACGUUUUUACAAUUACUUGUGGCAAGCAUACUGUUUGCUGAAAGUUACAUUUGUGUAAUCUAGAUACUGAUUCCUCAGGUCCCAACUUUUUUAUAAAUUAUGAAAACUUUUUUUUAAGACUUCAGCUGUGAAGUGAUUAUAUUACAUCAUUAAAUAGGACAGUUUACUGGGCUCUGGUUAUUCAUUUUAUAGAUCAAUUAAAUUGUAAUGUUUUGCUUAAAGAUACCUUUUAAAAUUAAAUUUUUAUAUUUAUUUAGAUAGAUCACUGAAAAAAAGUUUAAGUAAAUACAAAUGUACUAUACAAAUUUUGUGUGUGUGGUAAAAUUAAUAUCCUUACCAUACACUUUUUUUUCCCAGUAGAAAACAAAUAAAUAUUCCAGAUUUAAGAAAUCAUUCCAGUUCUAGUUAAAACACUGACCUAUAUAGCUCUUUUUGUUUUGACCCUGUGUUGUAGGUCAUUGAGUACAUAAAUGUUGGAAAAGUGUUUUAUUACAACAUACAUGUUUUCCUUUCAUUCAAAGCCUGAUGAUCACUGCUGAAGUUCAUGUGCGAUUGUCUCUCCUUAGCAUCCGAACCUUUUUUUUUUUACAUUGCAACUUAUUUUUCCACCAGUUCAAAAGACUGGACUGAAGAUCAAAAAAGAAAUUGCUGCUUGUUUCAUUUUAACACGGAGAGUAGAACUAUUUUGUCAUCUUCAGAAAUCAUUUGAUUGGUCGCAGUAAAUUUGCUGAAAGGCAAAAUAUUCUUUCUGUACUAAAUUCAACCUUAAGAUGAAAUAUGUGAUUAUGAUGACCCUAUUAGUUUUGAUUCAGUAUUUGAUUCACUUGUAUGGGCCAUUUGGUUGUAAGCUCAUUGUCUUAGUGUGUAAGAAUGGUUGAUAUGGUCAUGUUUAGUAUCGAGCAUGAUGCUUCUUUGGCUUUGUUAUGUAUUCUCAACAGAUAGCUCUUUUGUUCAUUCUGUUGUCAUAUCUAUUGAACUGAUAUAUUUGGGUGGACUUUUGUAUAUUAUAUUCUCACUUUGAAGAUUAAGUAAUCAAAAAUAAAUAAUAAAGGACUGACAUUAAUCACUGCACAUUUGCCUAAGUAAUUUUUUUAUUAAGUUUAGAGAUUACUGAGAAAAACUAAGUCACUACCUUAUUUUGCGAAUAAAAUAAUUGCCAAUAUUUGUCCACUUAAGUUCAAAGUUCAGUAAAAUAACUAUAGCACCCAAUUAUCUAUUUAAAAACAUUUGUUCAUUGUUUUGAAAGUAAUUAUAUUGUAGUGCCAAGCUUUCGAGUAUAAUUUUAAAGAAAAAAAAAAAUUUUUUUGUGCAAAUUAAAAUAGAACUGUUACAUGUAUAUCUAUAUCAAACUUAUUAUAUCAUGCAUACAUCAUUCACUUGUGUUGGUAAAUAUAAAAAAUGCUCUGAAAACAACCUGAGCCAAAAUAAACUAAUAAAGUAAAAACCAAUCUAGGAGCAUGACAAAAGUUUCAAGGAUCCAUUUAGUUUUGAAAACAGUUUGCCAUGUUUGAAUUGGAGCUUGGCAUUGAUGUAGAGAAAUAAAAACAGUUAAUUUGUAAAUUUCUUGUUAUAUAGGUAGUUACGUUUGUUUUUUUUAAUUGUAUGUAGCUUAGAUUCUAAAGAGAAAAAAAAAAACAUACUAAAUUAAUGACAUCCUAAUGAGAGAAUUGGAACAGUCAUUAUUAUUAUGUAAACAUUUCUUUAUUAGAAUAUUUAGUUUUGCUAUUAUUUCAUAUGCUCAUUUGCUUAUCAGCAUCUAGGGAUGAACCAUUUAUCUUCUGGUUAGCUUCUUUUGGCCUUGAAUCAUCUAUAUUCUGUUUUCUGUUAAGUUUUUUUGGUCGUACUUUAAUUAUUUUUGUGUUAAGUGUUUUUUACUAAUUCAUUAAGUCACAUAUUUGACAGUUUUCAUUUCUAGCUUUUGUUUGAUAGCUUCCCUUUGGUUUGUCUGUGUUAACAACCUUUUUCUUUACAUGAUAGCUAAUUUUCUAGUUAAGCCUUGAAUUACAUAUUCUUGUUAUUUUUAAUUAAUUUUUUUCACUAUUAAUUCUAAACACUUCUAUGUUUAAAUACACCUUUUACUGUAAACACACAAUUCACUGCAAACUAAAUUCAGUUUUCCAUAUACUUUUAUGAACAAAUUGGUAGUGACACCACUGGUUAUAAGGUUGUCAAAUUCUUAAAAAUGGCCGGGAAAUAGAGAUUGUCUAGAACACUCAACCAUUAUAAAACUGUCACUAAUAGCUACUCUGGGAAUGAAACGUUGACCCAUUUUUGUGAUUGACACCAUGUUCAAUGUAUUUGCACUCAUUAUUACUGAACUCAAGAUCCUCUUAGAGCAGGCAGGACACGGGGAUACAGUCUAUUGGUAGAAUUCCUUAUUUAGAGGAGACUUUCUUAUCCCAAGGUGUUGACCUAGACAGUACAGGUGAAAUAGAGAUGACCUGUAUCUUGCUUUCAUUAGGAAUUUAACAUGAGAUCAGUAACUUGGUAGCUGAAACAUUCAACAUAAAAUUAUGUUCUUAGUCAUUUAUUUUGUGUGCAUACAUUGUGAGAUUUUUAACAUGUACACAAUCUUUUUUUUUUUCUCUUUACUAGUUGAGAUGGAUUUUUUUUUUUGCAUUGUACAUAUUUUUCAACUUUAAAAACAACAACACCAAUAAAAAACAACUCUUGAAUAUGUGAUUUAAAGAAAAAAAUUUUUUUAAUCAAAAAAUUGUAUUUCUACCAUCAUGUACAUUGGCCAACUGUUUUUUUGUUGUCUUGCUUCAAACUUGACUAAAGUGAAAGCAAUCAAUAGUCUGUAGACUAAGGAACAACUAACUUAGAGACACCCUGUACGUCUCUUGUUUUGUUUUGGGUGUACAUCAACAGACACAAUGUAUAAAGUUAUUGCAUUGAUUGUACAGUAUUUCUUUUGCACACUUGUGAUGAUGGCUACACAGAACAGUACCAAAGUGAAAUGUCAUAUAAAUAAUGCUCCUGAUGGUGAAUAUAGUUUUAACAUUUAAUGUUUGUUAUUAGUUUUAAAUAUGCUUCUAGACAGCUGUCUGAAUAAGGUUAUACAUUUUGGAUUUUUUAAAUCAAAAACGAAUUACAAACCCCCAAUAUCCUGUACAAAUCAACACUAAAUUAAAUAUAAUUUUAGAAAAUAUACAUAUGUAUCCUUUUGUGGGCUAUCAUCACCUCUGCAUCUUGUAAAGUGUACAAUAUUAGUGAUUAGCCAACUUUCCGUGACAAUGCAUUUGUUAAUUGGACAAUCAGUUGGUAUAUUAUGUAUGUUUAAUUGAAAUUCAUAUCAUAAAUAGCAAGAAUGGUUGAGUUCAGUCAAUGAGUUCUCAUUUAAAACAUUUCUUUUACAACAGCAUGAUGGAGCUUUAGGGUUAGGGUUAGAUCAGUCAAUUUUUUUUUUAUUUGUAUUCUAUAAAUGCUUGUGAUCAAACUAAACACUUAGAUAUGUACACGCAGUAUUAAUGAAUGGAUGAUGCUUACUAAAAUAGUCACAAAAAUAGUCAUUUGAUAAAUAAAUCAGUUUUGAAAACAAACAAACUAACUAGUGUUAGAAAUAGAAAGGAAUUUGCCCUUCCUGACCUCUUUCCUCACACCCCCCCCUCCCAAAAAAAAACAAAACAUUUUAAUGUAUAAAAAAAUAUUUGUGGGUUUAGGUUUGAAGAAAAUGACAAAUCAAUACUAGUUUUGUCUGGUAUUUUCACUCAAAAUUAAUUAGGAUUAAUGAGGAUUAUUGAGUUGAAAAGUUUAGAUUUGAAAUGAAUAAUGUAGAGUGGAGUCCAGAUAGUGUGAAAUGAUUGGAAUCGGACCCAUUUCAAUUAACAAUGUGGAGUAACAUCAACUGCUACAGGAUAAACUCAGUUUCUUUGAUUUCAUGGUUGUGAAAACAAUUCUGUGUAGGAAGUGCAUGACUAGGGAACCAAAUGUUUCUUAUACACAAGUCAAAGUAGUUUUCUAUAUUUUUCAUUCCUAAAAAUAGUCUAAAUUUUGGUUUCAGAUAACAGCAGACUUACAUAUUGUCAUAGUUUGGAUUAUCUGGACUCCACUGUUUUAAUCUUCUGAGAGUAUUGAAAGAUUGUGUCUAAUUAAGGUUUUUAAAAAAACUAAACAAAUUUAAUAUAAUAUGUUAUUUCAGACGCUUCUUCCACAAAGUUUGUUGACAGCUUUUCAACCUAAUGAUAAAAUUAAAAUUUCAUCUUUUCUUGAAAUUAUUUUAAAAAAAAAAGAGCCUGUAUUUGUCAAGUGUCAAUGCUACUUCAAGAACUAGAUAGUCCUUUUCUUGUUCAAUAAACUGUGGGUCAAGUCUAUCGAUUCAUUCCUUUGAUUCGGCUUUAUUCUUUGACAGUUGCACUUCUUUUUAGUGAGGUUUUGAUUUUCGGCAUCCAAUAUUGAGAAAAAGCCACCAUUUAUUUUGUGCUGUCUGUUGGUUUAAUGUUAGAUCUAAAAGAAAAGAUGUAUGAAAAAUUUCAUUGCUGCCUUCAUCCUGCUGGCAAUAAGUCCAGUAGGUCUCCGGAAAAAGUUUUAUUAUCAAACUUGCAUGUUUUAUACACAUAACCAUUUUUAAAACAAGAGAUAUAAAAGUCAGUUGACAUUAUCCACAGCCUAAUCUCAUCAUCAUUGAUCACACUUCAAAAUCUGAUUGCAUUAGCAUCUUCAUCAUGUUUAAGAUAUAUGUUCAAAGACUACUUGUGGUCAUAUGAAAGUGCGCCCUUUGGUUUAAAAAAUAGAGUAUGCAAAUUGUAUGCACAUACAUGUAAACUGUUUUUGAAACAAGGUUAAGUAGGGAGUUUGUGUUAUUCUUUAACUGUAUGGGAUUAGGAUAAGCCACAAAACUCAAAGAAAAUUACUAAGUCAUGCAAGAUUUUAAUGUUUCUACUUUAUCUGGGAAUAAUGAUCUCAAUUUGGUUAAUUUGAGGUUAGGGCAACUGCUUUGUCUGCAUCAGAUGUAGGAAAAUAUGCAGGCAACUGAGUUUGCAUAGCCAUGUGAAACAUUGCAUUCAGCUUCAAUCUUUAGAAUUAAAGACAUUGCCAUUCAUUGUGAAUGUGGUCUAAGUGUGAGUUAGUGCUUUACUAUGUCAGGGUGCCACCUCUUAAGUCUGUGUAAUACAAACUCCCUUUGUCAUUUCAUCUUUUUUCCAUUUUGUAUUAGCCGUUUUUACAGUCUAGACUUCCUAUUGUACUUGUGUAAAUUUCUCUUUUUCUUACUUCUAUUACAGAGUUGUGUUUGUUUUAUUUUAUUAUCUAUUAAAUUAUAUUUGUGUGGUUAUGUUUGGCUCUUUAAAAUCAAGACUAUGGUAUCUCUUUUUGUUUUUUUGUUCUGUAAAUAUUUGACUUGUAUUUUAUAUUGGAACAAUAACUGCAGAUCAAUAUUGUAUAAGUGAAGUUAUGAAUAGAAAACAGCCCAAUGAAUAAAAUCUUGUCAUUGUUGCUAGGUCAUAGUUUAAAAAGAAAAAGUAACUUGUUAUUGCUAGAUCCCAAAUGUAAACAAUGAAUCUUACCAAACCUAGAACUUGUAUUUAAUCUUUAAACAUUUAGUACAAAGAUACAGAGCCUAAUUAUACUUCAUUCUAUCAUGGACCUUUGUUUUUCUAUUUGCCUGUUACAUUUUCUGAUGUGUUUUAAAAGCAAUCAGUAGUAUUAGUUUCACGAAAUGAACAUUGGUCCAAAAACUAUUGAGUUAAAAAAAUAAACUGAACAUGUAUUCUUCAUUUAUUUUCUGGAAUACCAUGCAAUGAAAAAACAUUUUUAGCUAAAGGACUGACAUUCAUAUCUGAUUUCAAUGUUUUUUUGUAUUUUGGAUGCAGAAAGGAUUUCCUUUAGGCCCCAAUAGAACUCCUGUGGUACAUCUUGACACUUUGUAUAGCUCAUUGAAAGUAAAGUAAAAUACCCCUUUCCACUUAGCGAUCUAGAGGGCAGAUGAUGAACGAGGGUGUCAGGUGGCUAGCACAAUGACCAACUAUACUUUGCCCAACUAAUGUCUCGUACUUUUUAGAGUUGGGUGGACUCAGGGGUGUCCUACAAAUCCUGAAGUUAAGUGCUUUACCACUCAACCACCUCUAUUGUUCAUUAGUUUCUCAAAAAUACUAAAUCAUUGUUUUAAAAGGUAGAUUAAUUAUGCUUUAAAUAUGUUGUAUGCAUGUCUGUUCUAUAAAACAAUUAACCUAUUAAUGAACAAUUAACGUGCAUAAUUGGCUUUUGAGUUUAUAACGUAUUGAAAUAAAGCAAUAAUUUUUUUUUUCCAAAUUUUUCUAUUUUGGACCUUUCAAUUUUCCCUUAGUAUUUCUGAAUAAGUAGUUCAGAUAAAAAUAAGAUUUGUGCAGAACUAAAAACAUCACAAUCCUGUUUUUGUUAAAGAUGAUUGAAUUCUAGGGGUUGAGUCUGAUGAUCUUAACAACUCUUGAUUUAGUACAUUCAAAUAUUUGAUUCAAAGAAAGCUUAUCGAAAAGAUUGCAAUGACACUGUCAAGCUUGUUAGUAAUCUUAUCAAAUUUGUUUGUCUGUAUAAUUGAUUACAAUUGUUGUAUUGUCUGCUUCCAGGUAGAGUUGCAUUUAAAAUUAACAACAAAAAUGAAUGAAAAAAAGCUUUAUCAUUGAGAUCAUUACAUAACAGAAUGCCAACAUUUUUUUUUUAAAUUUACAUUUUGUAUGCUAUUUGCUGCUGCACCGAGAAUUAAACUUUUUGUAAUAAUUUAUGUCCCAUAUGUGUAGGGGACAUGUGUGUUUCAUUUGUAAAACUUAAAGUGCCAACACAUGUAUUGAAAUUAGUCUUCUAUUAUUAAUGAUACUAAACAUUUUUUCAGAACAGUUUGACUUUUUUUUUUGUUAAUGCAUUGGAUCAGUCCUCUCGACUUGUAUCUGAAGUGUAUUAGAUCAGUCUUUUGUGACUAAUAAUACAAAAACAUUUAUCAAAAACAGUCAUGUGUGACAUAUAACUAAGUCAACAGUUGUGUACUUAGCCACUGUUUCCCAAAGAUGUAUGUCUGUAUGAUUUAUUACAUUUAAGUGGACAUGUCAAAAUAUGUAUGUAUUAUAUGUGCCUAUUCAACUUAUUUGCAUCUUUAUAGGACAUAAAUCUAGUGCUGAUAGGACAUUAAUCUAAUGCAGGAAGAACAUUAAUCUAUUGCAGUUCUCUUUUCAAAGAUUUUAUUUAACUGAAGAAAUGGUUAGAUGUCAAAAUAGUGAAUACAUUUUUAUUUUAUCUAGGAAUUAGUUGUUUAGUUGGUACAACACAGACACAAAAUUGUCAGGGCCAUGUUUUAAUCACAUGUAGCAGUAGAACCAAUCACUUUCUUCUAUAUUCAUUGCAGACAUGGCCUGCCUGAUGAAAAAAUCAGAUAAGCUUUUGUGUUUGAAAGGUUUUCUUGCUGCUGUUUGGUUUUGAUUUAUUAAUGACAAUGUCUUACUAAUUCACAUUUUUUUUUUUUUUUGCAUCAUUUUUAUUAGGUUUGAGUUUCAGAGACAACACAAUAAGCUUUUUGUUUCUUAUCAAAUAUUUGCAUAAAAACAGCUUUAGAAUUACUUUUUAACAAAUAUUUUUAUUUAUAAAAUAUAGAUUCCAAUAGUUGGAACAGUCUUAAUAAUGUACAUGUUCAGUGUGUUAUUAGAACAUGGAAAGUUUUGUGUUAAAUGAACAAACACAUGACUGCGCGUAGGUUUUAACAUUUUUUUAAAAUAGACUAAUGCUUAUAAAUGUAUACUUCUUGUACAUCUAUCUAAUGACACUGUAAAGUCACUGAGUCCCUGAUGAUAUAUUACUCUAAUGCUUCUAGUUUUAUGGCUUGACUUGCUGUUUCUUGGACUAUUGGAGAAUGUGAUAGAAAUCUUGCCAGAACAAUGAUGGUUGUUAAUGUCUCCCACAUAGGUGGCCUUAGUGUGUUUGGUAGCAGCUAUAACUGAGCUACUCUCUCUUUCUUACACAAACACAUUUUCUUCCAUUGGUUCUUUAGUCAAAGACCUCACUAAAACUUAGGUAUGUAAACAAAAAAAAAGGGGCAUACCAGUGUAUGAAAGAAACUCAUCUCAGAUUAAGACUUUUGUUUUAUCAGCAAAUGGUUUUUGGUUUAUGACUUGAAAGUCUUAAUGAGCUUUAUUAUUGUGGAGUUUAUUUAAUGCUUAUCAGCUUAGAUCAGUUUCUAAUGAUUUGGUCAGUGUUUGGAUGCAUUUUGGGAAAAGAAUUUUAGGAAAAAUAUUAUAAUUCUAUUUGCCAAACAAAUUAAAACAUUAAUUCUUUCUUUUUUCAGUUCCAUAAAUGAGAAAUCUUAUCAUUUAAAAAAAAAAUUAAAAUAACAUUUAAAAAAUAUGCUUAAAGUGGUUGGAUCAGUGUCAUUAUGUUUUCUCUUAUGGGAUUAAACCUAAAUAUUCAAUCUCUUAUGCAACUUUAUUUCAAGUUAGAUAUGUAUUAAAAUGUUCAGUAAAACAAAAUAUAUAUAGAAGUAGAAAAGUACUAUGUUUACUAUAUAAGCUUUAUGUUAUAGCUUUGUUACAUGAUUUCAGUUUAUCAUUUGCUUGUUGUCUUGUUAAAAGUCUUUUUGUGUGAUUUGUGUGUUGACCUGCUACACUGUUAUGUACAGCCUAUGACUAUGUCAUGUGGAACAGUUAAUCAGUUUUGUAAACAGAAAGUCAUCUGUAUGUCUGGCAUUGAACCUUUUCAUGAUGUAUGGACAUUUCUUGGACUGUAUGUAUCAACCUUGACAAUGUUUUUUUUUUCUCUACGUAUUUAAUUUCACAUAUUUGAGCAAUGAAGAGUGAAACAUUUUAAUCAUCAUACUUUAAAUGCUUUGUUAAAUAGAUUUUAAAAAAAAAUUAAACCUUCAAGAAAAAAAAAAAGGUGCACUUUUGCCAUUGGUGUUGUUGAGGUGCAGUUUGGGUGAAAAAAAGGCCAUAAAAAAAGCCAGAUUUGAAGAUAGAGCUUUGUCAGAACCUGUGCAUGUAUGCCAUGCAUUGUGGGAAGCUAGAAGCAAAUUAAUGAGUUAAUGAACAGCCUCACCUCAAAUGACACAAUGGCUUGUGCAGUAAGUACUUUUGGCUGUAGUGAUAAGAUGGCCAGUCAGUUAAGUAGCAUAUGUAUGCUAACUUUGGAUUAAGAUUAUUGCACUACAUUUUUGUCUCUGGAAGAACAAGUCUACCACCAUUAGUCAUUUAUAUUGAGUGCACCAUAAUAAAACACUUUAACAAAAAACAACUAAACUUUUCAAAAUCAGAAGUUGAAUUAAAAGAUUGGAAUUA